Molecule: messenger RNA, 2400 nt
Organism: Prionailurus viverrinus (fishing cat)
Lineage: Eukaryota; Metazoa; Chordata; Mammalia; Carnivora; Felidae
Gene: SHB
Product: SH2 domain containing adaptor protein B
Exons: 6
Coding region: 602-2128 (508 amino acids)
Molecular function (GO): phosphotyrosine residue binding
Source: RefSeq, a predicted model, not a curated record
GUUCGGGAGGCGGCGGCGGCAGCAGCGGCAGGCGCCGCCGGGACGGGCACGGGCGCGCGGCUCGGGCGGGCGCUGGCUGCCUUCCCCCGUCGCUCGUUCGCUCUCCCUCCUGCUUGCUCUCCGACUGGGGGCCGGGCUGCCCCCAGCGUUCUUGGGAAGGAAGAAGGGGGGGCUGAGGACGCCGACAAGUUCCCGUAGCAGCCGCAGAUUCCGGCCCAGGCGAAGGCUGCGGUUCCGACGGGGCAGGAGCGCGCUCCGCCGCGGAGCGCACGGCCAGAGUGUACCAGACGGGGGGCGCCCGGGCCUUUCGCUCUCCUUGGGGCCGCGGGCCGGGAUCCCAUGAGACGCGCCCGUGAGGGGCGAGAGAUCCGAAGCCGGGGAGGCGCGCGGCAGAGGCGGAGGGCGGUGCUGCAGCUGCUGGAGGCCAGGAUCCGCCGGCAGGAGGCGGCGGAGAGAACUUGAACUUGGCGUCGGGAGCGGGCGCCCCGGACGCCCCCCGCCGGGGCCGGGGCGCCGAGGGACCUGGGCCGCAGCGCUGCUCUCCGAAUGGCCGCGGCGGCGGACCGGGCUCCCGCGCCGCGGCCCUAGGCGGCCUCUCGCCAUGGCCAAGUGGCUGAACAAGUACUUCAGCUUGGGCAACAGCAAGACCAAGAGCCCCCCGCAGCCGCCGAGGCCGGACUACCGCGAGCAGCGGCGCCGGGGCGAGCGGCCCUCGCAGCUCCCCCAGGCCGUGCCGCCAGCCCCCGCGGGCGCCUCGGCGUCCUGCGGUCCGGCCGCCGCCUCCUGCUUCUCGACCUCGUCGGGAUCGCUGCCCGACGACAGCGGCAGCACGAGCGACCUCAUCCGCGCCUACCGCGCACAGAAGGAGCGCGACUUUGAGGACCCCUACAACGGGCCUGGCUCUUCGCUGCGCAAACUGCGCGCCAUGUGCCGCCUGGACUACUGCGGCGGCGGCGGGGAGCCGGGCGGGGGCCAGCGCGCCUUCUCAGCCUCGUCCGCGUCGGGCGCCGCAGGCUGCUGCUGUGCCUCCUCCGGCGCAGGCGCCGCCGCGUCCUCGUCUUCGUCCUCCGGCUCCCCGCACCUCUACCGCAGCAGCAGCGAGCGGCGGCCCGCCACCCCGGCCGAGGUGCGCUACAUCUCACCGAAGCACCGCCUCAUCAAGGUGGAGAGCGCCGCGGGCGGUGCCGGAGACCUCCCGGGGGGUGCCUGCUCUGGCGGCCGCACCUGGAGUCCGACGGCCUGCGGUGGCAAGAAACUGCUCAACAAGUGUGCCGCCUCAGCCGCGGAGGAGAGCGGGGCGGGUAAAAAGGAAAAGGUGACCAUUGCUGAUGACUAUUCUGAUCCCUUCGAUGCCAAGAAUGAUCUCAAGAACAAAGCAGGAAAGGGAGAGAGUGCUGGCUACAUGGAGCCCUACGAGGCCCAGAGGAUCAUGACAGAAUUUCAGAGGCAAGAAAGUGUCCGGUCCCAGCACAAAGGCAUCCAGUUAUAUGACACCCCUUAUGAACCUGAGGGCCAAAGUGUCGACUCGGACUCAGAGAGCACGGUCAGCCCCCGACUACGGGAGAGCAAGCUGCCCCAGGACGACGACAGGCCUGCCGACGAGUACGACCAGCCAUGGGAGUGGAACCGGGUCACCAUCCCAGCUCUGGCAGCUCAGUUUAAUGGCAAUGAGAAACGGCAAUCAUCCCCCUCACCUUCCCGGGACCGGCGGCGCCAGCUUCGAGCUCCUGGAGGGGGCUUCAAGCCCAUCAAGCAUGGGAGCCCUGAGUUUUGUGGGAUCUUGGGAGAAAGAGUGGAUCCUGCUGUCCCCCUGGAAAAGCAAAUCUGGUAUCACGGAGCCAUCAGCAGAGGAGAUGCCGAGAACCUUCUGCGGCUCUGCAAAGAGUGUAGCUACCUUGUCCGGAACAGCCAGACCAGCAAGCACGACUAUUCCCUCUCCCUGAAGAGCAACCAGGGCUUUAUGCACAUGAAACUGGCCAAAACCAAAGAGAAGUACGUUCUGGGUCAGAACAGUCCCCCAUUCGACAGUGUCCCGGAAGUCAUCCACUACUAUACCACCAGAAAGCUGCCCAUCAAAGGGGCUGAGCACUUGUCCCUCCUCUACCCUGUGGCUGUGCGGACCCUCUGAGCGGACAAGCCCCACCCUGCUCUGUGACGGGGCCCAGACUUGGAGGAGCUGGAGGCCCCCGCCCACCAGCCCGGCCGCUGUUGCAGGCGGGGUCCAAUUUGUGUCGUGUGUAUGGUACUAGCACACCACUGCAUGUCUCUAGAAUGCUGUUGCCACUUACGGGGGCUGGAGAAAGCCUGGACAAAGACAGAAGGACAGCCAACACGCCACCCCAGCCCCCACCCCCGCCCCCUCCUUGAGUUUCUGUGAAUUAAAAUAUUUGCAAAUCCAAA